Messenger RNA from Dictyostelium discoideum AX4, 1215 nucleotides. RefSeq lists its product as hypothetical. The transcript has 2 exons. Lineage: Eukaryota; Evosea; Eumycetozoa; Dictyosteliales; Dictyosteliaceae. Gene Ontology annotation, biological process: ubiquitin-dependent protein catabolic process. The record is from RefSeq and is a predicted model, not a curated record. The coding region runs from base 1 to 1215 and encodes 404 amino acids.
AUGGAACAACAACUACCAAAUUCAAUGGAAAUAAAAGAACCACUACCACUACCACUACCACCAUCAUCACCAUCACCAUCAUCAUCAUCAUCACCACAAUCAAUUGAAACACAAAAUGAAUUAAUAAUUCCAAAAAUGAAAAAUUCAAAAAGAGUUAUAAUUUUAUCAAGUGAUAAUCAAGAAUAUGAAUUGGAAACCGAAUUAAUAAUUAAUAUGUGUAAAACAGUGAAAAAUAUUGUUAAAGGUUGUUUAAAAUUUAAAAAUAGUUUAGGUGGAUGGUUUACAGUUGAUGGUGAAUCUAUAUUUCAUAAAAGGGAGGACAAAUUAUUAGCAUCAAUCAAUAAGAAUACAGAAGAAGAGAUUAAAAUUUAUUUUUCAGAUAUUAGAGGUUGUGUAUUAAAUUCGAUUUUAGAAUUUUGUAAAUUUCAUUCAACAAAUACAUCACCAAUUUUAGCAACUCAAUUCGAUUUUAAUUUCAUUCAAAAAAAACCAUUAAAUCUUUGUGAAUUAGCUUCAGCUUCUUAUUUCUUAGAUAUCAAAUCGUUAGUUAGUUUAACAAGUAAAGAAAUUGCUACUCAAAUUUCACAGAAGAGUGCAGAGGAAUUGAGACAGACAUUUUCAAAUUUACAAAUAACAGAACCAAGAGAUGAAAAUUUUGAAAUGGCAAUAAUGUCAUUAAAAAGAGGUUCAAGAUCUGAAUUGGAAGAGGCAGUAGCGCGACAUGAAAGAAUGGUUGCAAAAUUAAAAUUUGAAAAUAAAUCAUUAGAUGAAAUUUUGGAAUUUAUUGGAGAGGAUGAAAAAAAAUCCAAGAAAUCAAAGAAAUCAAAAUCAAACAAUACUAAAAACAUUAAUUCAAACCACUUUGAUAAUAAUAAAAUAAAUUCUAAAUCAAAAAAUAAACUGAAAAAUAAAAAUGAAAAUGAAAAAGAAAAAGAAAAGAAAACUAUUAUUAUUAUUAAAGAAGAAAUCAUAAUAAAUAAUCAAAAUAAUGAAAAUAAUCAUUUUAAUAGGAACAAUAUAAUUAAUAUAGAUGAUUAUAAUUUAAAUAUAAAAGAUGAAGAGGGUGAUGAUGGUGAUGGUGAUGGUGAUGAUGAUGAAAUUGACCCAGUUUUACAAGAAGAAAUUGAUAGAGAGAUUGCAAUAUUUAAAGAAAGAUUAGAGUCUUUCAAUAGACAGAUAAAACUACCCCACACUCCCUGUUUAACCAAUUAUUAA